CAGUAACCCAAUUAUGGUUCGCGUGCGUAGGCAACGGUGUACAUUACUAAUUUUCCUACUUGCUUGUUUGAUUGUACUCGUUCGCCAAUUGUAUUAUGGACGGCUUUUGCCUACUGUGUCAUCUCCAUUCAACCACCCAGUGGAAAAUUUUAUGCCUACCAUUGACAAAUUCCCUGACGAAAUUGACCAUUAUAAAUUGCCUUCUCUCAUAGCUGUGAUUCGAGAGUUUGAGUCGUAUGACAACGACGUCGUGGCAACUGCAGAGUCUGUAUUGCGAGUGUGCAGAUCGUGUGGUGUUGCAGUAGUUAGUGACGAUAUAGUGUAUCCUCCAUUGAACUUGGCAAAACAGGUUCAUCACUUCAUUUUGAAGCCGGGUCUCACACGCCAUUCGCCAGAUGUUGCCAAGUGUCUCAGUGACUUCAAAUACGUACUACUGCUACCUGACAGUACAAGACUCUCUUCAACUGAACAACUCCUCGAUAUGGUGCGGGUGCUGGAGUCAGGAGACACAACUGGGGUAGCUGCUCGCAUUGGCAGUGGAAAUGUCAACUGUCAGCAGAUAUCUUUGGAGGUGCAGCGAUGGGAGCUUCAUGUUGCCGCCACGCCAGAUAGUGAAGCCUGUGACAGCGUUGAUGGAAAAGCUGCAUUUCUCUUGAGGACGAAAAAUUUUCUCCAAUUUACUUUGCCGUGGGGACGGCCACUCUUUCUCAGUUUGGGCAUCCAAGGAGCAUUGAGAGGCUGGAAGUUUCACGUUGCCAAAGGCAUGUUGUUGGGAGAGGGCAGAGAACUAUUAACUGCCGAAAAUUUACGGUGGAAACGCGACACUGCUAAUGAUGAACGUGUGAAGAGUCUUUAUAAAGAUCUGGGCAUCAAAAAAGUUAUUGGCUCGAGUCAAAAAGUGGAAUGGUACGGAUGCAGUCGGCAGACUCCACGUUGUUUCCCGGCGGUUGUGAACGACACUCCAUCUUAUUUGUACGAAGGCAGGUGGACUCCUCCUUGCUGCUUGGAAGGAUUGAGAGCCACGGCUAGACACGUAUUUUUAGCUCUGAAAAGCUGCAGAGCUCGUUGGUGGCUUGAAGGCGGAUCACUUCUUGGGGCUGUGCGAAGUGGUGAUAUAAUUCCUUGGGAUUAUAAUGUUGAUAUUGGUAUUUAUGCUCAUGAUAUUGACAGGUGCCACCAGCUGAAAGCAUCUCGAUGGCAGACAUUGGAAGACUCUGAGGGCUACGUCUGGCAGCGGGGAAGUGGCUUCUAUAAAGUGCACUACAGUACCGCAAAUCAUCUUCGCGUUGACAUUUAUGCCUUCACUCCUCGGGAUGGAACGAUGGUGCGAGCUGAGCCUUGGAAUACCGCGCACCGACAAGACGUCGAUUUUCCCGAGCAUUUUCUACGACCGUUUUCCAGUGUCCAGUUUGCUGGCGUGCAAGCUUCUGCCCCGAACAACGUCAGAGACUUUCUUGAGUACAAGUUUGGUGUUGGUGUGGUUGAGAACCCGCAGUAUCCCAAUCCUGAAAUCCUGUCUGCUUUUAACAUAUCAAUGCCUGUAAGUUCUUGAUUUACAACUGCUAUCAUUCUGACGAUUUUCUUGCUAGCGGCAUGUCAUUACUUGACUCGUACACCAUGACGUUACUUGACUUAUCUCACCAUUCUCAACUUGACCCUCUACCGCCGUAUGUCACUUUUCGGGAACAUAACUUUCAACUAAAAUUAUGCGUAACCUAUUAAGUGUAGCAACAGGAGGACGUUUGCACGCAACAGAAAACAUUUUAAAUUUGUCGUACGUGGCGGCAACCAUCAGUGCACGUCAUUAUGCGCUCACUAGAACAUUCUUUUUGGGAAGGAGGCUUGUGAAAAUAUCGCUCCGGUUACUCAUGUCAAGCAGUAGAGGGUUUAAUCUUAUCUUGACCGCCAUAACAUCAAUUGAUCAUUAAUCCAAUGAAAUUUCUUUACUCUUAUAUCACAAUGGACUAGCAUUGCUCGCAAUCGGAGUAAUUUUUACAGCGUUGUCUUAUCUUAUACCUGAAAUUUAGCGUAGCUGAUGUAGAAUAGUGGACUAGUCUUCGUGGUAGAUUCUAUUCUAGUGCUCAGAAAAUAAUCCAUGAUUAUUCACAUCAAUUUGUAGAUUCAUUUUGGCUACCAACACCUGAAGACAAUUUUUUUUUUUGGAAGACUAAAAACGAAUGUAUUGACCUUACCAGGUACUGUAAUUCAGUCAUUUCCUCAACUGCCAAAGGUGUGUUUUUGUUGAUGCAUUUGAAGAAAAGUUUUAUUUUAACUAAUAUGAAUUGUUUUUAUGUUUCACAGUUAUGAUAUGUUAUGUUACCUGCUUCGCGGCAGGCUCGCUCGUAUCAAAUUUCACGUAAAUAUGUAUAAAUUUUGUG
Molecule: messenger RNA, 2378 nt
Organism: Hyalella azteca
Lineage: Eukaryota; Metazoa; Arthropoda; Malacostraca; Amphipoda; Hyalellidae
Product: ribitol 5-phosphate transferase FKRP-like
Exons: 1
Coding region: 14-1552 (512 amino acids)
Biological process (GO): protein O-linked glycosylation via mannose
Cellular component (GO): Golgi apparatus
Source: RefSeq, a predicted model, not a curated record